Diachasmimorpha longicaudata is the source of this 6474-nucleotide messenger RNA. RefSeq lists its product as uncharacterized. Bases 4247 to 6319 code for a protein of 690 amino acids. The transcript is spliced from 4 exons. NCBI's taxonomy places the organism in Eukaryota, Metazoa, Arthropoda, Insecta, Hymenoptera, Braconidae. The record is from RefSeq and is a predicted model, not a curated record.
UUGAAGCAAUUGCAAAGUAUAAACGAUGAAAUCAAUCAAAUAUGAAUACUAAAUACCGCUAUAAAUUACUGAUCAUAUAUUUCAACCAGAGGUCAUAUAACAAAACAUUCUUAGAUGAAUGACCAAAAGGAUUCUAUAUAUAAAUAAAAAUAAAGAAAUGAAAAGAUAGAAACAUUGACGGAGGACGGAACAGUAUUUCUCCCUCUGACGUCGCAAGCCGAUGACCUUUAAUACAAUCAUUGCACAGAAUAAAUAAAUGAUUACUUAAAAUAAAAAUAAUUCGGGACCAUACAGGAGCCCACAUACCAAUGAUUAAAAGAAACUCAGCUUUGGGACGUUAGAACAGGGUUAAACCGCGAGGACGAGUAACGCACCCUCUCAAAAAUGACGAAAUCUUGGAAAUUUCCAUGUAUAUAUUGAUAUGAGUCAAUCUAAGAAUGAUAUGACUCCGAUUGAAAUAAAUGAAAAGACAAACGAAUAAUUUAAAUACAAAAGAGAAAUCAUAAUUCAGAAAAAUAGAUAAAUUCGACUAUUGCAUCAAAAAGGAUACAUGAAAAGUCAAGAAAUAACGUAAACUAAAUAUUCCAUAAGACAAUGGCCAUGAAAAGUUAUGAAAAAAUAGAAUUUGUUAAUAAACAAUUAACAAACAUUUAUAACAACAAAAUGAAAAUCAGUGGAAAAGAAAGAACGAUCACCGGGGUAAGCACCCUCCAAAAAUCUCUUCUUAAUCUGCAUAAACAGUUGAGAUAUUUAUUUUUGAAGUUUCAUACACACACAUACAAGCCCAUGUAUCCGUGUGUCCACAAAACUUUCGAAAAUUCUAGCGUACGCAUUAUUGAUGAUAGAGAAAUGGUUUCCAUACAAAAGGGACUCCAUAUUCUGAGAACUAUUCAUUUCACUCAUAAAAAUAAUAAAAUUUAUUAACAAAUAUAAUUGUUGUAAACAAAAUAUACAUGAAAUAUUCUACGAACAAUUCAGAAAAAUCGUAAAAGGAAGUUCUGUAGAUCCUUGAUAUGUAACUAAAAAAUCUCUUCUUAAUCUUCAUAAAUAGUGAAGAUAUUCAUUUUUAAACUUUUACACACACACACAUAGAAACCCAUGUAUCGGUGUGUCCACAAAAACUUUGGAAAAUUCUAGCGUCCGCAUUAUUCACGAUAGAGAAAUGGUUUCCAGACAAAAGGGACUCCAUAUAUUGAAAACUAUUUAUUCCAUUCAUAAAAAUGAUAAAAAUUAUUAACAAAUAUAAUUGUUGUAAACAAAACGUACAUGAAAAAUCCUGUAAACACUUCAGAAAAAUCGUAAAAGGAAGUUCAGUAGAUCCUUGAUAUGUAACAAAAAAAUCUUUUCUUAAUCUUCAUAAACAGUGAAGAUAUUGAUUUUUAAAUAAUUCACACGAUACACACACACUCAAAUCCUUGUAUCGGUGUAUGCAAAUAAAGUUCGAGAAUCGUUAGCGCCUUCCCUAUGGGACAUAUGCAAAAACAUCCCAUAUAGAAACUAUGGCAUAAAUUAUGAACUACAAAAAUGUGUAAUAAAAAAUUGUAAAAGUCAAUAGACAAAACUGAAUGUCUAUUGACAUGUCAUUAGGAAUUACCCCUAAAAAAAUCUAAAAUUGGCGAAAUUAGCGCAUUUAAAUAACAAGAACAAGAAUAUGAAAGAAAAUUAAACAAAACUCAACAAUUUAAACAUGUCAAUUUUGAUAAAUUAGCGAUCUUAAUUGUAAAUAUUAAUAACCACGAAAUUAAUGAACGAAUUUCUACCGAAAAAUCCAUAAAAAUAGUCCACUGAAUCCUCUAACGACUGAGCCAUUGAUUAGAUUUUUCACGUUAUAAACAACGCCAUUAAAAGUUAAUAAACAUUUUUCAAGGUCAAGUCAAUAUCUCCGAAAGUUGUAUAGUUAAGAAAAUGAAAAUUUAUGGAAAAAUGCUAUAAAAUGUGGACAUUUGAAUGGAUGAAUAAUUGUUCCUGAUUACUGAAAAAUACUAUUGUUAUUAACAAUUGAAAUGUUAUAAAAAAUUGUCAAAAAAGUUUUAAUACUAGAAUCGUAUUUCUAGACCAAAAAUAGGGUCAAAAACGAAUUUUGUCAAAUUUGUCAAGAGACAAUGUCAAUAGACAAAAAUUGCUUAUAGUAGUACCAUGAGGAUGCCAAAAGGAUCCAUUUAAGCUAUAGUGAAAAUCACGUUCAAAAAUUAAUUUUAAAACAGAAAAAUCAUUGUCAAAAUAUCAGAAAUAAAUUUUAAGAAUUAAAAAUGUAAAAAUGAAAAAUGUAAUAAGGCAUAAGAGAAUGUCACAGCAUUAGAUGAGACUACACACAGAACAUAUGAAUACGCAUCACGCGCCAUCCCUACUCUCAGUCAAGUGGAGUUGCACGUUAAACGAAGCAUCCCCACCAUCCCUACUACUGGAUAGCGUGCGCCAACGAUCGACGCGGUGAAUAAUCGGUCAGAGUAGUCUCAGUGCCGCAGAGAAACGGCAGUUCAACUUCAACAUCAGCCAGCAGCAGUCAUCUCUCCGAAGAGCUCCGGGAACAUUAAAUCGACUAAGUUCCAAAUUAUUUUUGGACUUAGAAAAUAUUUCUGAAGUGAACCAACGAUUAAAAAUACAGUUUUCGUUCGAUAUAUAUAUAUUUAUUAAUUUUGUUUCUCUCGGAAAUCCAGAAAAGAAAACGUCAAUAAGUGAAAUCAAAAAAAAAAACUUUAUUCAAAAAGACUACAGAAAACGUAUCAUCCAUCCAGCCAAGCAGCCGUCCAGACAGCGACCCAAAGGACUAAUUAUAAAAGAAACAACGAAAUUCAAUUAACCAAAGAUUCACCCACGGUUGGCCUUAUCUCGGAUAUUUACAUUGCAGACAAGGUUUCCAUAAUUGGAAGUCCAGAAUUGAAUAUUCAAGGAAACGCAUACAUCAGAGCUAUCAAUCAAAGUGAUCAAGAUUUGACCUUGCCUACGCCUGUGAUUAAGAUGGGCCAGUGUAGUUGGUUAACAUGUAGAGGAGAGACUGAUGCACAGCGCGAACUGAUCCGCGAAAACAAUUUUCAAGAAGAGCCUAAUUCUCAUAUUCAAAAACUCGACUAUCUAAGUCACAAGCCAAAUUGGUUCGCAAGUCCACCUCUCGAUACUAUUCCCAUUAAUGUAGUCUCAAGCGAUAAACUCACUGCUGAACGUGCAAAAUCUAUACAAAACCUCCUCUAUCUCGAUCAUUUGACUGAAACAGAAAAUACUGUAAUUACUGAACUCAUUAGCCAACACCAAGACCUUUUUGUUCUUAAUGGCGAAGCUUUAGGUGCUACAAAUGCUAUUUUUCAUCAAAUUAAUACAAUAGAUGACGUACCUGUAUUCAAACGACAAUAUAGAUUCCCUCCUAUUCACAAAGACGAAAUUAUAAAACAAUGUACAGAAUUAGAGGCAAGAGGUAUAAUUAAACCAUCCGAUUCGCCCUAUAGUUCUCCCAUUUGGAUAGUUCCGAAAAAGGAAGAUUCCUUAGGAAAUAAAAGAUGGAGAAUGGUAAUUGACUACCGAUCUCUCAAUGAAAAAACCAUCGGGGACGCCUACCCUCUCCCAAACAUUAAUGAAAUAUUAGACCAGUUGGGAAAUGCCCAAUAUUUCUCAAGCUUUGACCUUGCUAGUGGAUUCCAUCAAAUCCCUAUUCAUCCUAAUGACACACAUAAAACCGCAUUCUCUACACCCUAUCAGCACUAUGAGUUUACGCGCAUGCCCUUCGGUCUCAAAAACGCACCCCCAACAUUCCAAAGAAUGAUGGAUAAAGUCCUAAUUGGAUUACAGGGUAAAGAAUUAUUCGUCUACAUGGAUGAUAUAGUGAUCUAUUCUCAGACUCUUGAAGAGCAUGUUCGAAAGUUUCAAAAUUUAAGUGAGCGCUUACGAAAGGCUGGUUUGCAACUCGAACCGGAUAAAUGUCACUUUUUAAAGAAAGAGAUCAAUUAUCUGGGACACAUUAUAUCAUCUGAUGGAGUACGUCCGGAACCAAAAAAAUUAACAGCUGUCCAAAAUUUUCCAAGACCAACCAAUCAGAAAAAUAUCAGACAAUUUCUUGGCCUAACCGGGUAUUACCGUCGAUUCAUCCCAAAUUAUGCAAAAAUCGCCAAACCUUUAACCUCUCUCCUAAUGAAAGACAAGAAAUUUCAAUGGGGCGACGAGGAAAACAAAGCCUUUAGUAAUUUACGGAACGCGCUGUGCAAAUCUCCCAUACUGCAAUAUCCAGAUUUCACCAAGGAGUUUGUAAUCACGACAGAUGCUUGCGGAUACGGCAUUGCCGGAAUUCUCAGUCAAGGAGAGAUUGAUGACUCUAAAAAGGAUGAUGACGGCUAUUCUCGUCCUGUUGUUCAUCAACACCCAGGAAAUUAAUGGAUUAGUAGGUUAUGAUUGUAGUGGGUCUACCUUAAACAUCACCUCGUAUUCUCUACUCCAGGUGGGGCAAUGUCACAUCCCCCUUGUUAAACCCAAAUCAACAAAUGUCAACAUCGAACUUAUGCAACUUAACAAAUAUGGACAAAUUACGGUCGUAGAAUGUCGAUUACAAUUAGAUCGAACAAUUCACCGUUGCGGAAUGUUUUCCCAUGUAGCAAUAGUGCACAAUUACCGCAGGGAAUAUUUCGUUGAGCUGGAACAACACGAAUGCCAAAAAUUACAUGAUUCCAACUCACUACAGAUAUCACACAACAUUGUAGUCGAUGCACUAGUUAAAAAUAUCACCAAUCUUAGACCAAUCACAAUAGCCGGUAAAGCCGAAGUUGACGGCACAUGUCAAGGAAGCCAGUAUAGUGACCCAUUUGGGAAUUGGGACGAAGUCAUUGUCAACGCAAUAGCGCGAAUCUACUACACUUCAUAUGUCACCACUGUCGAAUUAAUAUCCAACAAAGUAACCCUUCAAUCGGGAGCCAAAUGCGAUUUUUUGGCGGGGUCUUGUACAAACUCUCUUGGCACUCAGGCCUUUUGGUCAGUCCAGCCUCCAGACGACUGUAAAUUCGGAAAAUACACAACGCUAUAUCGAGGAUCAGCUACGAAGAUCGAAUCAGACAACAGUAACCCGACCACUUAUUUAGUUACCACUAGAGACUAUACUUUCACAUUGGAGCAAAGAUCUAAGACAUUAACCUGUGGCUACCUUUUGAUCCAAACUGAAUUACCAAAAUUAUUUAUUAUGGAAGUUUCUCCGGGAACCACUUUCCCCACAAAUAAGAUUAUCAAUACCGAUAAUGUGGACUUAAUGCAAUAUGUUAACACGAAAAUUGUAUACCUCGAACACCACCUUAGAACUCAAGUUAGGAAGCUGUAUCACUAUAUUCGUCUCAGUCAAUGCGAAGCCCAAAGAACCUCAUUAAUGAACGCCCUUAGCACAGCGUCAUUUGCACCUGAUAUAUUUGCCUAUAACCUCAUGAAAGGCCCGGGUUAUCAUGCAAUAACAACAGGAGAAUUGGUUUCCAUUGUCAAAUGCACGGCAGUACCAGUCACCCUCAGAAAGAGUGAAAAUUGUUACCAAGAAAUGCCAGUUACUUACAACAACGAAAGUUACUUUCUAACCGGAAUAUCGAGAAUGUUGAUUAGACAUGGAACGGUCAUUGACUGCCAUUCAGCGAUACCUACAGUUUAUAGAAUUGAUGGAUAUUGGUAUGCACUGAACCCUGACCCAAUGAAAACCCCAACGCCUGCAACCUUUAACCCUUCUCUACCAAUAGAAUGGGAAUAUGAAAAAAUAGAAAAUUUAGCAACUAGUGGAAUUUAUAGCGAAACAGAUAUGGAAAAAUUACGUGACCGACUAUUAACUCGAGCAGAAGCCGCCACUGUAAUGAAUAAUCUUGUCAGCGCCGCCAAUGGUAAUGAACUGCCAGCCGGAACUAUUUCAAUGAAACACCUUUUGAGUAGGGAGAUGGUAGAGGAAAUGACGGAAUCAGCAGCUUAUAAGACGUGGGAAAAACUCAAAAUAUUUGGGAAUACAGUAUCGAUUCUUAUAGGAAUUGUCACUAUUAUCCACGUGAUAAUUGGCAUUGCUAAUGUGUUCAUACAUGGUUUUACGCUACACGAUGCAUUCGGAUGGAGCUUCCGUAUCCUUGGAGCUUUAUUUGGAGGACUUACACAUUAUUUUAUAUACAGAACACGUCGAAACCAAACGAAUAAUUUACCAGAAAACAUCGAAGCUCAACCUCUUAACACGGAGAUGAGAACACACACCCGGAGAACCACGCCAUUGAACACUAUAACUACAACAAGUGAACUGCCACGAGCCACCCUUCCUAAUCCGAUUAAUCCGCAAUUACUAUCGCAAGCACGUAUAGCUUUAAGUACUGCCCCAACUAACACAAACUAGUAGAAGUAUUUGUUAAUAACCAUUCUACAUAGUGCCAAUAAAUAGAAAAAUAGCCACUCAGAAAUCAACAGUGGAUUCGAUGCUGAUCAAGGGGAAAUAUAUUAUAUGUCUUCCUACUCGUCCGAAAUCGUGAUGGUCCACAACUAUCUUGCACG